This is a messenger RNA of Candidozyma haemuli, 2355 nucleotides long. RefSeq names its product putative serine/threonine protein kinase (gene KSP1). The transcript has a single exon. Gene Ontology annotation, cellular component: cytoplasm; autophagosome. NCBI's taxonomy places the organism in Eukaryota, Fungi, Ascomycota, Pichiomycetes, Serinales, Metschnikowiaceae. The record is from RefSeq and is a predicted model, not a curated record. Gene Ontology annotation, biological process: autophagosome organization; autophagy; peptidyl-serine phosphorylation. The coding region runs from base 1 to 2355 and encodes 784 amino acids. Gene Ontology annotation, molecular function: ATP binding; protein serine/threonine kinase activity.
AUGGAACAGUAUAAUCGAUACGACCGCGGUGAUCUUUUAAAAGAUCGAUAUCUCAAGGUUGCUGAUAUUAGCGAAGGUUCCUAUGGCUUGGUUUCGCUAGCAAAAGAUACCACUCUCGACGAUAAGUUAGUGGCUGUCAAGUUCAUUUUCCCCAUAGACUAUAAGCGGACGAAGGAGUUAAAGGAACUCUCCAAAACAGGAAGAGCAACUUCUUCGCCAGCUAAGCUUAGAUCAAACGCCGCUGCGGUCGAGAGCCAGCCAUCUCACAAUUCAACAUUGAAAGCACUUUAUGAAGAAACUAAUAAGGAAAUCCGCAUUCACCAAAUUCUUGGUGUUCACGACAACAUAACGAACUUAAUUGACUAUUUCGAGUCCUAUCUCGUGCUUGAGUACUGUCCCAGAGGUGAUUUGUAUGAGGCUGUCCAGAAUGGCCUUGGCCCCAGCACCUCUCAAGAUAUAAAGGAUGUAUUCAGCCAGGUACUCGAUGCUUUGGCUUUCUGUCAUUCCAACUCUGUCUACCACAGAGAUUUGAAGCCAGAGAAUAUUUUAAUUGACCGUGACUGGUCGAUCAAGAUUUGUGAUUGGGGACUUGCGACGACUCAGCGUGUUAUUACAAACAAAGCAGAGUUUGAUAUUGGGUCGGAGCGUUAUAUGGCUCCAGAGCUCUUUGACACUGAACAAGAAUCUUACGAUGCCGCCAAAGUUGACUUGUGGUCCGUUGGCGUGAUUCUUCUUACUCUUGUCUUUCAUAAGAACCCAUUCCAGGUCGCCAAUUACACCGAUAAGCGCUUUCUUCAAUUUUCGGCGAAUAGAGAAGCGCUUUUCGAUUUCUUUAGCAGCAUGACUGGGGAAAUGUUCAGUACAUUGAGAUUCUGCUUGAACAUUGACCCAACGAACAGAGACCUAGACAGCUUGAGACAUGAACUUGAAAAUCUCAAGUAUUUUACCAUUGAUGAGGAGUACUGGGCUGAGCAUUCUGAUGAAGAGGAUAAUGGCUAUGAAGAGGAUUACUAUGAGGAGAGUGCACCUCCGACGCAACAAGCAACAGAACCCGAGGAACUCCUUGAGUCAGAAUCAGACGACGAAAUGUUCAAGUUUGAUACAGAAGCGAAAGAGAUGCCUCCGCCAGAAGCUCUUGUUGCCUCUCCGAAGGUGGACAACGGUCCUCACAUAGUCAUUGACGAUGACAUUAAGUUACUUGAGUCUGCUUCUGAGACUAGUACAGCGUUCGAAACUGAGUCACUCCAGAGAGAUGAUAGCAUGCCUUACAAUCGCCGUGCAGAUGCUCUUUUGUCUCCAGCAGUGGGUGCUCGUCCUAUACCUAUCACCGCUGGUCAACGACUUAUCAGGAACACUAGAAAGCCUUUCGGAGUUGCAUCAUAUAACAAGGGGGCUUUCAGUACAAGAAAUGGAUUCAGCCAUCAUGGUAACAGUGGAAGCGUCACCACUGGAAGUUUUGGAGCCAGAUUCCGUCGUGAGGAUUUCUUCACGCCAAGAAGUGUAUUCAAUCACUAUAUGGAUAAGUACGGAGAACAACGUGAAUCUGAGAGAUCAGAGAAGGAUAAGAAAAGACGGUGGAAGCGUGGACGCAGAAAGCAGUCAUGGAAGCGAGCUAACGGUCACGAUAGCCAUCGUAACGGGCAUCAGAAUCGCCUUGGAUCCAAACGGCAGACUCAUAUGUCAAACCAUUCCCACAAUGACACCGGUCGCCGGAAGCAUGCUCCAGUGAAGAGACGUAUUAGACCAGAGACGGCGCAGUCACCCCUGUUACAACCGCAAGGUACUGUGCGUACCAACGGCAAGUAUGUUCCUCCUAACUUAAGAUCGCCCCAUUCGAAGGCUGCAGAAAACUUAGCUGAAGAUGUCGACAGCUUGCACUUGAAUGAUGAUCCUGUGUUCCUGCUUGAAGGUGACUUCAAUACCACCUCGAACGGCCAUUUAUCCACUCACGAAGUUAAGAAUAGCGAGCUGGCUAAUGGAUCAAAGAAACCAUUGUUCGCUUCCUCUUUUGCACAGGUGCCAGAAACAAACACUGGGAUUCGUUCGAAGACACAAAUGAACGGCAGUGACAAGGGAAAGUAUAUCCCUCCAUUCCGGAGAGGUUCUCACACCGGUGCGAUUCAUCUAGGAAACGUGAAGCCAGUCAAUGGAUUUAACAAUGGUUCUCACCAUGCAUCAGCACAGGGACUGACCUAUUUGCAUGAUCGUGCUGACGAUGGCACGAUCAAAAGACGCUCAUUUCAACCUGGCGUCAGCUCCUUGUACGCCAAUUUUAAGGAUUUGCAUGAAACCUCUAAAAGCGUACCUGGGAGAAACUGGUUCCAUGAAAGCAUGAAAUGGUCUGACUAUGACUAG